Molecule: messenger RNA, 1353 nt
Organism: Mus caroli (Ryukyu mouse)
Lineage: Eukaryota; Metazoa; Chordata; Mammalia; Rodentia; Muridae
Product: schlafen family member 2
Source: RefSeq, a predicted model, not a curated record
GUCUGUGCAAUGCUUUAAUGCAGCAAGGAACAAAGAACUCAUGUGGGCUUAGAGGUGAACACACAACCAGGGCUGCAGUUAGAACUCUUCCAAGUGCCAAAGCCCACCGGCGAAGACAUCUGCUGGCCAGGACUUGUUGCAGACCGAGGGUCUUUCUCAGGUGACACUAGCCUGCUUCACCAAGACUGCUAACAUGAGUACUAGACUUGAGGCAACUGAGCAAGGCAACCAAAGAACUCAGAGGAAUGACAUUCAGCUGGAAAAUGCAAAGGCUGCUGGGAAAAUGGGCAUCAGCGUUGACCUGGAAGCCAAAUAUGCUAAGCUCGGUCUAAAUCUCGGAGCAAUCACUUUUGGAGAGAAGGAUAGGAAGAAAAUGAAUUCUCACCUCAGGAAAGAGGAGAAUGCAAACAUCUCUCUAGCUGUAUGUGCUCUCCUGAAUUCGGGAGGUGGAGCAAUCAAGGUUAAAAUUGAAAACGAAAAUUAUAGUCUCACUAGGGAUGGCCUGGGACUAGAUUUGGAAGCCUCUCUUUGUAAAUGUCUGCCCUUUGUCCAGUGGCACCUGGACUUCACGGAGAGCGAAGGCUACAUUUAUAUCUACGUGAAAUCGUGGAGCCAAGAAAUCUUUGGGCUGCCUAUUGGCACCCUGAGAACCAAUUUGUAUGUAAGGAGCAUGUCAUCUUCUGUACAAGUGAGUGCCGCUGCUGCCCUGGAAUUUCUGCAGGACCUGAAGGAAACUGGAGGGAGACCCUGUGUCAGACCGGAGUUGCCUGCAAGCAUAGCCUGCCCUGAAGUGGAAGGAGAAUGGCACCUGGAGGAUUUGGCUGCUGCAUUUUUUAACAAGACAGAAUUUCAGUACGAGGAAACUUUCCCCUUUACCAGAUCCAGAUAUGUUGAAGUUACAUUGCUUUCAGCGAAACGCCUGCGAAAACGCAUCAAAGAGCUCCUCCCUCAAACUGUUUCUGCAUUUGCAAACACAGAUGGGGGAUUUUUGUUCAUUGGUUUGGAUGGCAAAACCCAGCAAAUUAUUGGUUUUGAAGCAAAGAAGAGUGACCUUGUGUGUCUAGAGAGUGAAAUAGAAAAGUACAUCCAACAGCUGCCUGUCACUCACUUCUGUGAGGAGAAGGAGAAGAUCAAGUACAAGUGCAAAUUCAUCGAAGUGCACAAAUCCGGAGCUGUGUGUGCAUAUGUGUGUGCGCUCAGAGUGGAGAGGUUCUGCUGUGCUGUGUUUGCUGCAGAGCCUGAAUCCUGGCACGUGGAAGGCGGCUGUGUGAAGAGGUUUACCACAGAGGAAUGGGUGAAACUCCAGAUGGAUGCCCCAUCAGGUUGAAGGGGGAUUUAUGUAGAGAGUCGUGU